Neoarius graeffei (lesser salmon catfish) is the source of this 1466-nucleotide messenger RNA. RefSeq names its product pyridoxamine 5'-phosphate oxidase (gene pnpo). Gene Ontology annotation, molecular function: FMN binding; pyridoxamine phosphate oxidase activity. Gene Ontology annotation, biological process: pyridoxine biosynthetic process; pyridoxal 5'-phosphate biosynthetic process. NCBI's taxonomy places the organism in Eukaryota, Metazoa, Chordata, Actinopteri, Siluriformes, Ariidae. Bases 209 to 1033 code for a protein of 274 amino acids. The transcript has 7 exons. The record is from RefSeq and is a predicted model, not a curated record.
UGUAAAAGUGGAUAUACUAGUCCAUGUGAUAAAAAGCAAGAUGUUGCUUUCUUUAGGAGGUAAAUAUACUAUUUAUAACUGCUAUUAAAGCAAACUCCAAACGGACUUUUGUUGUACCAGUCAGCCGGGUGUCAUAUUUUGCGACCAAACUCAACAUCUCGGUUUGUGUUCUUUUGCGGCGACGUGAUUACGUCACAGCCACGACAGCAUGAGACGUCUGUUGAGCUUCAGUGUUUUGAAGUUGAUCAGUAACCCUGGGCAGGUUAUCUCACCUGGAUAUUCACUCACAUACACCUCACCUGCUUUCCAUUUCUGCACGAAAUCGACGGAUAAGGACACGCAAAUGGAUCUGAGUGACAUGAGAAAGAAAUAUAAAGACGAUAAGGAGUCUUUUGAAGAGGAUCAGCUCAUUUCCCUCAACCCUAUUAAGCAAUUUGGCGAGUGGUUUGAUCAAGCAACAAAGUGCCCUGAAAUUGGUGAGGCCAACGCCAUGUGCCUUGCAACAGCAACCAAGGACGCGAGGCCGUCUGCUCGAAUGGUGCUGCUGAAAGGUUACAGUAACGAGGGCUUCCGCUUCUUCACAAACUACGAAAGCCGUAAAGGUAAAGAGUUGGAGAUAAAUCCCCAUGCCUGUCUUGUAUUUUACUGGGAACCACUGAAUAAGCAGGUUCGUAUUGAAGGCACUGUGGAGAAAACCACACGUCAGAUUUCUGCCGAGUAUUUUCAUUUGAGACCCAAGAGCAGUCAGAUCGGUGCAGUUGUGAGCAAGCAGAGCAGCUUGAUACCUGACAGACAGUACCUAAGAGAGAAGAAUGCAAAGUUGGAGGAGAAAUACAAGGAUUCGGAGGUCCCCAUACCGGAUUACUGGGGAGGCUACAUUGUCAAGCCGUAUCUGAUUGAGUUCUGGCAAGGCCAAACCAACAGACUGCAUGAUCGUAUUGUUUUUACAAGAGUUAAGGAAGGCGAGACUGAACUCCAGGAGAUGCAACAUCAGGCUGAGGGAGGCUGGGUGUACCACCGGUUAGCACCCUGAUAGGAAACGCUUAUCAUUUCAUGGAUUAAUUACAGUAUAUUAAGAAGUUAAGCUGAACACAGAUGUCUCUUAUUUUGGUAAGAUAUGCCACUUUGUUAAAGUUGUAGUUUUAUCUGUUUCAGACAAAUUGUUAUUGUCCUGUAAAAUGAGUAGCUUUAAAUGUUUGUCUGUAAUGUUUGAGUCUGUUCAAUAGGUUAUUGAUUGACUGACUGUGAUGCCUGUACUCCGUCCUAAAUAACACAGAAUAUAACACAAAGAAAGCAGGAGACAUUUUCACUUGGUAUGGUACUAUGAAUUUGAGUAACUUGUUUUCUGUCAAAAGCUUUGUUGCUUUUGUAUGUUGUAACUAAGGAGGGUUUUUGUUUGUUUGUUUUUUGGCAAAUGCAAGAAGUUCUCAAAAUUCUCACAUAAAGCUGAUCUGGAAUUCCUGAGA